AUGAUUGCGGCGAUGAAAAACUUAUCACCCGAGUGGCCUGCGGAUCAGCCGCAGAUCCAGUUCCCGUUCCGCUGCGGAAACUGCGACAAAAGGUACCAACACCGCGCAACUCUGCUCAGACAUACCAGGUACGAGUGUGGAAAAGACCCGAGGUUCAAGUGUCCACUCUGUGGCCACCGGACCAAGCAGAAGGGGAAUCUUUACAAGCACAUGCGAUCAAAUCAUCCUGGAGAGAUUUAUUACACUUAA
Cotesia congregata is the source of this 249-nucleotide messenger RNA. The record is from the annotation of a GenBank genome assembly. Lineage: Eukaryota; Metazoa; Arthropoda; Insecta; Hymenoptera; Braconidae.